UGAGGGUACUAUAAGCAGUUUGAUAACAGAGAAUUCUCAGAAUAUCUUCAAACUAUGGCUUGAUAAUAUUGAUGAAAGAUUAAGAGAAGCCAACAAGACUAAUAUUGAAGAGCUGAAAGAAAUCAAUUCAGAUUUUGAAAACAUACUAAUCGCUUGAAGGAACAAAGUCCAAGAGCUUAGCAAUCUGCAGCAAGAAAUGAGGACUCCUAGCUCUUCUGAAAUCGAAAGAAUUCUUGGAAGGAUCAAAGAGAAUUCGCAAAAUUAUUUUCUAAAUAACAUUAAGUUUCUUAAAUGAAAAUGGGAAAAUUUAGAUGAGAAAAUUGAACAAGCUCUUACCAAAGCUCAUAAAAAUGAAAAGACUCUCACAAUAAUGAAGAAAAUUCUGAAUCUUUCUUUCGAUGAAUCUAUAGAAACAAUAAAAGAGUGAUUCCAAGCUUUAUGCAGCAGUAUCAAGAUGAUACAUAAAGAUACAGAGUCUUCCGAUGAGCAUAAAAAUAUACUGAUCUUGCUUCAGAGCUUUUCUGACCAGUUGAUUGAAUUAUGAAAGAAUGCAAUUGAGGAAAAAUACCAUAUAAGCGAAUGUACCCUAUGUGAUGCCGACAGUUCCUCACUAAGUGAGCUGAUAUCAACUUUACAGUGGUUCCUCCAAGUUAAUGAGAUUUAUCACAAAGAAUUUGAGACUUUAAAGAACGAACUUAAUGUUGAUAGCAAAGAAAGUGAAUUUGAAUAUUUUCUGAAACAAACAUUUAGAAAUUUGGAUACUUUCUGAUUCUGAAUUGUAAGAAUUAUUAAACUGUUUACAAUCAUUCGACAAUCUCAAGAAUUGACUCAACAUGACUUAGAAGGGAUAAAGAAUGUCACAGAUAUCUAUAAUUCAUCAAUAGUCUUAUUUAAUGAAAAAUGUGAAGACCUUCUCAAUUCAGAUAUAAAUAUUUUUAAUGAAGCCUUUUAUGAAUUCUGUAAUUCUGUUCCCUUAUGACAUAAAGCCCUUCUAGAGUGCAUUGAGAAGAACCUUGAAUCAUUUGAAGGUAUUGAAGAUGCUCUCAAAGUUCUUUACAGCUUCAGAAAUAUUCUAAAAGAAGAAGACAUCAGAAGUUAUAUCGAAAUAAAGGAUGAAACAAUAUUGAAAAAUACUAAAGGAGAAGUUGGUGAUGCUCAAACAGAUGAGCAAAGAAAGCUCUAUAUAAGCUUAUGUGCUCUAAGUUUUCCUGAAGGUACUAAUGAAAUUCCUUGGUCCCAAUACCUUUACAGAAUGAUUAAUUAUUUACAAACAUCAGAAAGCUUGUUUAAAUGGCAAGAGAGCCAAGAUCUUAUUUAUAUAAAUUAUACAAAGAGUCAUACAGUGCUUAAUUUUGAAGAAGGUUUAAGAGAGGCAUGGUUUAACGAGAUUGAAAAAGCAGCAUCAGAUUUGGUGCAACCCCUUAUUAUUUAAAUCUGAGGCUGAGAGCAUAUUCUACGUCAAUUUCAAUCCUGAAAUACUAACGUUAAUUAGAGAAGCGAAGUGAUUAUUAAAAAUUGGAGUAGAAAUUCCAGAAAAAGCAAAAGAAAUCUUACAUCAAGAAGGCUGAUUGAAAAGGAAUAGUUAUGGGCUACAGAUCAUUCUCUGAGAGUAUAAUCAUUUCUAUUCCAAGAUAAAACCAGUCUAUAAGUCACUUUUGAUGCCUCUUCUUGAUGAUUUAGAGGUUACGUUUCAGCCAGGAAUGGAGAAUUUAAAGUGGAUAUCUGAAGAUGUUGAACAAUACAUCACCUCUUGACAUGAAAAAUUGAAAAAUUUAGAAGGAUUUAUUAACCAGAUAAACAAUGUCGUAGAGAAUGAAAUUGAAUGUAAACUCAAAAAUACUUCGAAGAUUGUAUUAGCAGAUUUACCUGAAGACUCUCAAAGCUUUACAACUAAUUAUUUCAUCGAAACUCAAGAAAAAUGGAAAUAAGUGCGAAUGCCAUAAGCUUAAGAUCAUUAACAUAGAAGUAGAAAACUCAGUGGAUAAAUUAAUAGAAUUACUUUCUUCUUAUUGCUUAGGCCAUAAUCUCUGCCCAAUUAAUCCAGAAGAAUCUCCAAAGCUUGUAAAAUACUACAAUUGGCAUAUGUAUCAAGCAUUAUUGCAAUUAACCAGACAGUCACUGAGAUCUCUGAAAAACAAAUUAUGCGGAACUACUAGAGGCACAGAUUCUUGUUCUACUUUGCUGUUCGACUGUUGUGUUUCUAUUGAUGUAACUGGCUGUAUAAUAUCUCCUUCUAUUAAUGACCUUCAGAAAACUGUGAAUCUAGAAGUUUCGGCGAUUUUAAAAUGCACAAAAGAAGUCUAUAACUGGGGGCAACAAGAAGUUCCAGAGAAUGAAAAAACUCCCUUCUAUGAUUGGAUCAUUAAGGAUAAAGAAAUAAUAAAACUAGUCCUUCUAUUGACAGGGGCUCUUCAAGGAUUGAGACCAAAAGUCACUGUCUUUAUGGAACAAUUUAGCCAAUAUAAAUGGCUCUGGAUAGAGAAUCCUGAAGAAAAUGAAGAAUGAAAAGAGAAAAUUGAAAAUUUGCCAAAUCUUGAAUGGAUUAAUAAUAUUCCAGAUAUUGAAAAGAUAGGAGCUUUAAAGAUUGAAACAACAGAAAUAAAGAGAAUUUUAACUGAAAAAGUUAUCGAAUGGAAGAAAGUAUGACUAAAACAGUAAUUUUUCAGCCAUAAGAUACUUCAAAUAUAAAUUUUAGAAUUUAGUUUUUCUAUCAUAUAAUAUCCCACCCCUGUCUACAACAUUUCCUAACAAUAUCUAAGUUC
Molecule: messenger RNA, 2762 nt
Organism: Moneuplotes crassus
Lineage: Eukaryota; Ciliophora; Spirotrichea; Euplotida; Euplotidae
Source: the annotation of a GenBank genome assembly